AUGUCUGCAGACCCAGAAGGCGAUUCCGAAAUGCUCUCCUCUUCCGAAUCAUCGCAAAACAGUGAACCUCAAACCCCCACCGGUGGCCGAAUUGCUGACGCAACCUCCAACGUCCCCAGCUCAGAGCUUUCACCGCCAGGUUCGCAGGAUGCCGCUGGCGCAGUGUCUAUGAAGAUGGAAUAUGACGAUACCCAAGCCGAUUACGCAGUAGUAACACCCUCACAGCAUAAUUCAGGGGAUGAUGCUGCUGGCGGUGACACGUGGGACCACCAAAGCUCUGAAAUAUCUCGAGCCGAGCCCGGGUCAUCGUGGAAAAAUAAGAAGGCAGAGGAGGAAUAUCAGAGAGUUUUAGAAAUGGUGGUGGAUCGCGAUUUUAGCUUAAAAUGCCUAAACGAAUAA
Molecule: messenger RNA, 399 nt
Organism: Blastomyces dermatitidis ER-3
Lineage: Eukaryota; Fungi; Ascomycota; Eurotiomycetes; Onygenales; Ajellomycetaceae
Exons: 3
Coding region: 1-399 (132 amino acids)
Source: RefSeq, a predicted model, not a curated record